Molecule: messenger RNA, 3509 nt
Organism: Symphalangus syndactylus (siamang)
Lineage: Eukaryota; Metazoa; Chordata; Mammalia; Primates; Hylobatidae
Gene: BBS4
Product: Bardet-Biedl syndrome 4
Biological process (GO): cilium assembly; protein localization to cilium
Cellular component (GO): ciliary basal body
Molecular function (GO): protein binding
Source: RefSeq, a predicted model, not a curated record
CAUUGAUAUCUCGCCUGGAAGGAAAUAUCCAAGAAUCCCUAGAACUCUUCCAGACAUGUGCAGUUCUUAGCCCUCAGAGUGCAGAUAACCUCAAGCAGGUGGCCAGAUCUUUGUGAGUAUUGGCAACCUGGAGGCCCUAGGGCACUCACAGAGAACAUUGUAAAAUGCAUUCUUAGGUACAGCCUGCUGCUGGCAGCCGCAUCAGCCUGAUACACAAGUGGGGAAUGGUUUAAUAGGUAUAAUGGGAUUCACUCUGAAGAGCAUGGAUUAAGUUUGAAAUUUGAGAUAACUAGUGUUAAGGAACUAAGCCUUUUAAACACUGUGCAUUCUAGUUUGAUGGGGGACCGAUAUUGUUUAUCAUGUAAAUAGAGACACCUUGUACCCUAAGUCUUCUAAACUUAUUGGCAGUCCUUGGAAUUUUUCUCAUCUUCUCUUCUAACACUUAAUAUUUGUCACACAGUAAGUUUUUAGUAAGGACAGAGAGUUCCUGACUUCUGAUGGCUCAACUUACAUAAUUUGUCAACUUUACAAUGAUGUAAAAUUGUUUUGUAUUCAGUAGAAACUGUACUUCAAGUAUCUAUACAGCCAUUCUGUUUUUCAUUUUCAUAGUAUUCAGUAAAUUACGUGAGAUAUUCAGUAUUUUAUUAUAAAAUUGGCAUUAUGUUAGAUGAUUUUGCCCAACUGUCAGCAAAUGUAUUUAAGAAAGUGGAGAUAGGAACUCCAUGGAACAGAGUAGGUGUUCUGAGCAUGCUUAAGAUAGGCUAGGCUAUCUAUGAUGUCUGGUAGAGUAGAUGUAUUACUUGCAUUUUUGAAUUACAGUAUUUUCAAUUUACAAUGGGUUUACUGGGAUGUAACCCCAUCAUAAGUUGAGGAGCAUCUCUAUUUGUUGAGUGAAUGUCCUAAAGGUUCCUAGAUGGAAAGAAUCUCAAGUCUUUAUAAACUACUAGGUACUCCCUUUUCAGUCCUUUGUUCCAUGGAGUUCCUAUCUCCCCUUUCUUAGUCACAUUGCCAUUCAUACCUGUGUUGUUUUUGCAUAGAGCUUGGUUUUCCCUGUUUCUCUCUAAACUCAGGAUCCAGUAUCAUGGAAAGAGACUUAGUCUUGGAAGGAAAGGACAUGUCCCUAAUGGGUGUUGAUAAAUGAUGAUAGUUACUGCUUAACAUGGUAUAUCAUUAGGCUUAUUUCUUUUUUUGGUCUGCAUUUAUAGUACAUUGUAGAAGGAAAAUUCCACAAGACUCUCACUAAAAUUGGUAUAGAAUGAGACCAAGGCCUUGGAACAGCUGCCAGUGCAAUCCCUACUAAGAGAGCUUCCGCUGUUGGUGUAUAGCAGCUUCACUGACCAAACCAGCACAACCAGCUCAUGGAGAAAAGGCUUCUAGAAUUCUCUGCUGGAUGAAAUAUGAAUUUCUUUUGGGAAAACAUAAAGCUGCCAUUGAAGUAUAUAAUGAAGCAGCUAAACUCAACCAGAAAGAUUGGGAGAUCAGCCAUAACCUAGGAGUUUGCUACAUAUACCUGAAGCAGUUCAACAAGGCACAAGACCAGUUGCACAAUGCCCUGAAUCUUAAUAGGCACGAUCUGACUUACAUAAUGCUGGGGAAGAUCCACUUGCUGGAGGGAGACUUGGACAAGGCCAUUGAAAUCUACAAGAAAGCAGUGGAGUUCUCACCAGAAAAUACACAGCUUCUUACAACUUUAGGAUUACUCUACUUACAGCUCGGCAUUUACCAGAAGGCAUUUGAACAUCUUGGCAAUGCACUGACUUAUGACCCUACCAACUACAAGGCCAUCUUGGCAGCAGGCAGCAUAAUGCAGACCCAUGGGGACUUUGAUGUUGCCCUCACCAAAUACAGAGUUGUGGCUUGUGCUGUUCCAGAAAGUCCUCCACUCUGGAAUAACAUUGGAAUGUGUUUCUUUGGCAAGAAGAAAUAUGUGGCGGCCAUCAGCUGCCUGAAACGAGCCAACUACUUGGCACCCUUCGAUUGGAAGAUUCUGUAUAAUUUGGGCCUUGUCCAUUUGACCAUGCAGCAGUAUGCAUCAGCUUUUCAUUUUCUCAGUGCGGCCAUCAACUUCCAGCCAAAGAUGGGGGAGCUCUACAUGCUCUUGGCAGUGGCUCUGACCAAUCUGGAAGAUAUAGAGAAUGCCAAGAGAGCCUACGCAGAAGCAGUCCAUCUGGAUAAGUGUAACCCUUUAGUAAACCUGAACUAUGCUGUGCUGCUGUACAACCAGGGUGAGAAGAAGAACGCCCUGGCCCAGUAUCAGGAGAUGGAGAAGAAAGUCAACCUACUCAAGGACAAUAGCUCUCUGGAAUUUGACUCUGAGAUGGUGGAGAUGGCUCAGAAGUUGGGAGCUGCUCUCCAGGUUGGGGAGGCACUGGUCUGGACUAAACCAGCUAAAGAUCCCAAAUCAAAGCACCAGACCACUUCAACCAGCAAACCUGCCAGUUUCCAGCAGCCUCUGGGCUCUAAUCAAGCUCUAGGACAGGCAAUGUCUUCAGCAGCUGCAUACAGGACGCUCCCCUCAGGUGCUGGAGGAACACAGUUCACAAAGCCCCCAUCUCUUCCUCUGGAGCCAGAGCCUGCGGUGGAAUCAAUUCCAACUGAAACAUCAGAACAAAUGAGAGAGAAAUAAGAAUAGAAUGAAUGACCCCAAAAUAGGGUUUUCUUGGGCAAGGAUCUGCUGGAUUAGGAAAGGUGACAUGACACAGGCAGAGUGGCACCCACCACAGAAUACAGUGUGUGUUAUGAUUACGAGGAGCCAGCAGUUGAGCCUAAGGUCCUUCUGCCUACCUGGUAUUGGCAUUUGAGGUCGGAAACCCUCUAUUGCCCCAUAAGCUAGGAAAAGUGAAAAGACAACACAGUUCCUUUAAGAACUGGCAGCAAGGCUUGAGGCUCUGUGUAUGUAGCUGAGUCAGCAAGGUACAUGAUGCUGUCUGCUUUCAAAAGGACUUUUCUCUCCUAGCUGACUGACUCCUUCCUUAGUUCAAGGAACAGCUGAGACAGACCUCUGCUGAGUAGCCCUGUGAUGACAAAGCCUUGGUUUAACUGAGGUGAUCCUCAGGUUGUGAGGUUUUAUUCGUCCCCAAGGCAAACACAAAUAUUAGAUUAAUAAUCCAACUUUAAUAGUAUACAUUUAAAAGAAAAAAAACAAAAGCCCUGUAAGUUGAGGCCCAGCCUGCUGAGUAUUGCAGCUGCAUUUGCCUAAAGGGAAUCCAGAACAAGUCCCUCCCUGUAUUUUGUUCUUGAGAGGGGUCAGUUUAGGAGCUAGAUCCUAUCAGUAUGAGGAGGAGCAGCCCAGGGCUUGUCUGGAUCAGCACCAACGAUUUUAAAGAAAAAAGGAAGAGUUUCUUAGAUGAGUAAUUGUUAUUGAAGAUAGUCAGUGAUAACCACUGACCAGAUGCUAUCAAUACACUAUGUGUCCUUUUUAGAAUAAAGAUUACGUAUCAUCAUUCCUUUGGGGAAAACUGUUACUCAGGUAUAAAAACGAGAUCACAAUAAAAACCUAAAAGAACCUA